Messenger RNA from Trichomycterus rosablanca, 4570 nucleotides. RefSeq names its product tubulin folding cofactor D (gene tbcd). Gene Ontology annotation, cellular component: lateral plasma membrane. The transcript has 39 exons. Bases 355 to 3915 code for a protein of 1186 amino acids. Gene Ontology annotation, biological process: tubulin complex assembly; bicellular tight junction assembly; post-chaperonin tubulin folding pathway. Gene Ontology annotation, molecular function: beta-tubulin binding; GTPase activator activity. NCBI's taxonomy places the organism in Eukaryota, Metazoa, Chordata, Actinopteri, Siluriformes, Trichomycteridae. The record is from RefSeq and is a predicted model, not a curated record.
AACCGGGAUGCUUGGGUGUUUGGCAGAAGUGCUCGAAUUUGUGCUGUUUUGCUAUUUUAACUGAAAAUCUGUCGAAUUUGAGAGGAAAACGCGAGCGGAUCAUUUAAAAGGACUUUAUGAAUAAAGUUAGAGUAUAAAAUUUUGUAAAAAGAAGAAAAAAUUGUUAAAAGCUCAUGACGAACACUAUAUGCUAGUUUCAUGCUAGUACAGUCGCAGGUUCAGUAUUGUACAGUAGUGAAUGAAAUAGUCACUUACCGGGUUUAAUACUAAACAUACUGAUAUAAAUCAACACUUUACUAUCAAUACUUUUAAUACACUGAGAUUAACGGACACUAGACUUAUAAUACUAGAAUAAUGGCGCUGACAGAUCGAGAACAGGUGAAUGGGAAUAACGGAGAUGAAGCAGAUAUGAUGACUCCAGUAAAUCUGCUGGCUGGUUUCACUGACAGUGAAGAGAUUCGAACCCUCCUCCUCACACUGCCGGACCAGGUUGAAGACAGGGUGGCCCGGGAGUCUGCCACUGAGAGAUUUAUAGUGAUAAUGGAUCAUUAUCAGGAGCAGCCACAUCUCCUAGACCCUCACCUGGAAUGGAUGCUAAAUAUGCUUUUGGAACUUGUCCGGAAUGAGACGUCUCCUCCUCUGCUGGUUCACCUCGGCUUUAAGUUUCUCUACAUCAUCUCAAAGGUUAGAGGCUACAAGACAUUCAUGCAGCUUUUCCCACAUGAGGUAUCAGAUUUGCAACCAGUGUUGGAUCUGUUGUGCAGACAGGACCCAAAAGACACAGAAACAUGGGAAACCCGAUACGUACUUCUGCUGUGGCUUUCCAUGACCUGCCUCAUUCCCUUUGAUCUCUCACGCUUAGAUGGCAAUAUGAACUCUGACUCCGGGCUUAACAGAGAGACGAUUAUGAACCGCAUCCUGGCUGUGGCAAAGUCAUACCUUCAAGUCAGUGACAAAUCAAGGGAUGCUGCAUCAGUACUGGUAUCAAAGUUCAUGACUCGACCAGAUGUGAAGCAGAAGUGGUUAGGCGAGUUUCUGGAUUGGACCUGUACAACCAUUUCCCAAACCAGUGAUGUGACCAUGCAGGGCACCGUGGCUCUGGAUGGAGCUUUGCAUUCUCUGGCUCAGCUUUCUAAGCAUGGCAAGCGUGAGGACUUCCUUCAGUAUGCUCCCAAAGUGCUCCAGUGUUUGGAUCAGAAGAGAUUAGCAGAAAGUAACCAGGCCAUGCUGAGGAAGCUCAGUGUGAAGGUGGUACAGAGACUGGGCCUCACUUUUGUCAAACCCCGUGUGGCCAAGUGGAGGUACCAGAGAGGAAGCAGAUCUCUGGCUUUCAACCUUAGCCAGUCCACUGCUGAAGGUAAAGUUCUGGAUGUAAAACCCGAGCUGGAGUCUGUCAGCUCAGAGGAGGACUAUGACAUACCCGAGGAGGUGGAGAACGUCAUCGAGCAAUUGCUGGUGGGGCUGAAAGAUAAGGAGACUAUAGUGCGCUGGUCUGCAGCUAAAGGUAUUGGAAGAGUGACUGGAAGGCUGCCCAAGGAGCUGGCAGACGAUGUGGUUGGCUCAGUUUUGGACUGUUUCAGCUUUCAGGAGACAGAUAACGCAUGGCAUGGGGGAUGCCUCGCUCUUGCUGAGCUGGGUCGUAGAGGAUUGCUGCUUCCUUCACGCCUUUCAGAUGUGGUCCCACUAAUCCUGAAGGCCCUGGUCUACGAUGAACGAAGAGGAGCAUGCAGUCUGGGCUCAAAUGUGCGGGAUGCUGCAUGCUACGUGUGCUGGGCAUUUGCUCGAGCUUACGACCCCAAAGAGCUGCAACUGUACGUCAAUCAGAUUGCCAGUGCUCUGGUGAUUGCUGCCAUUUUCGACAGGAACGUCACAUGCAGGAAAGCUGCAUCUGCUGCUUUCCAAGAAAAUGUCGGCAGGCAGGGCACAUUCCCCCACGGUAUUGAUAUCUUAACAGCCGCAGACUAUUUCACCGUUGGGAACCUGAAUAACUGCUACCUGACCAUCAGUGUCUAUAUAGCAGGUUUUGAGGAAUACACAAAGCCGAUGAUCGACCAUUUGGUGACUAGGAAAAUCAACCACUGGGAUAGGGCUAUCCGGGAGCUGGCAUCCAAAGCCCUGCAUAACCUCACUCCACAGGCCCCAGAUUACAUGGCCAACACAGUUCUCCCUCAGCUGUUGCCGAUGGCGACGGGAAUGGAUCUGCAUGGCCGCCAUGGAGCAAUACUGGCGUGUGCUGAGAUCGCUCAUGCCCUGUACGAACUGGGUGCUCAAAGUAGCAGGCCUGUCACAGACUUCCUGUCUUCAGACUCUAUCCAGGGUCUCAAGGACAUCCACCAGAAGGUCUCUGACAGAAAGCUGUACAGGGGUUUUGGUGGGGAGCUGAUGAGGCCAGCAGUGUGUUUCCUCAUUGAGAAACUGUCUCACUCCAUGAUGCCGUUUAAAGGCGACCCUGUCAUUAGUGGAUGGCAGUCGCUCAUAGAUGACAGUUUAAAUGGCAAUGAGGAGAUCCAGGAAACAGCAGUGUCGGCUCUUGCAGCUCUGUGUCAGGAGUACUACCAGGUCCAAUCCGGGGUGGCUGAUACCAAUGUGCAAGAGCAGUUGGUGAGUGGGUAUCUAGCAGGAUUGAGGAGUACAGAGGUCCAGAUGCGCUGUGGUUGUGCUUUAGCUCUCGGAUCUCUUCCACAUUUCAUGAUUUGCAGCAAAGUUAAUCAGGUGUUGGAAGGGCUGCAGGAAGCUUGUAGGAUCACAGAGAAGGAAGAAGGGUUUCCAGAGGCCAGAAGAGAUGCAGCUACAGCUCUCGCCCAGGUGUUUUUAACCGUAGGAGUGUGUUUUCAGGCCAGUCCUGAUUGUGCUUUAUGUAAGAACAACGUGACCGGUGUGUUCGAGGCUCUGCUGGGCUGCAUGAACAACUACACCACGGACAGCAGAGGAGACGUGGGAGCCUGGGUUCGGGCAGCAGCCAUGUCUGGUCUGCAGGAUAUUACUCUUCAUGUUGCCAGUUCUGCCCCUGAUCUCGUGUCUCCUUCUAUAUGCCUGCGGAUGAUGUGCUUCCUGUCUCAGCAAGCUGCAGAAAAGAUUGACCGUUACAGAGCUAAUGCUGGAUCUGUGUUUCUUCGUCUGCUCCACAGCACAGAUCCUGUAGUACCUAACAUCCCCCACCGGGAGGAGCUGCUUAAUAUUUUUCCUCUAGGUGGUGUGAAGUCUCUGAACUGGAACGCAGCAUCUCAAGCUUUCCCUCGGGUCACACAGCUCCUGCGACUGCAAGACUACCGCUACCACACACUCUUGGGCCUGGCUGUUUCUGUGGGCGGUCUCACCGAGUCCACGGUGCGAUUCUCCUCCCAAUCACUGUUCGAACACCUGAAGAGCAUCCAGCAGGAUCAUGCACAGCUGCAGGAGUUUGGAGACGCAGUACUACACAUCUUCAGAGACAACAUUCGCAAUGACAGAGUGUCUGUGCCUUUACUGAAGAUGCUGGAUCAAAUGUUAUCCAACGGCUGUUUCGAAAUCUUCAUUCAUCAGGAGAAUCACCCGUUCUGUGUGGAGCUGUUGGCUUUAUGUAAAGAGGAGAUGAAGAAGUCGAAGGACAUUCAGAAGUUACGCUCCUGCAUAGCCGUAUACUGUGGGCUGAUCCAGUUUCAGGGAGAUGUAAGGAAGAAGAUCUUGGCACAGCUGCUGAUGCUGCUGUGCCAUCCUUUCCCUGUGAUCAGAAAAGCCACUGCCAGUCAGGUGUAUGAGAUGUUCCUGACCUACGAUGAUGUGGUAGAUGCCAAUGUGCUGGAUGAUGUCACGACGGUACUCAGUGACACUAAUUGGGAGAGUGACCUCACCACAGUGAGGAGUUACAGAAACCAGCUAUGUGAUUGGCUUGGAGUACCUCGGCCCACGCUGCUAGCCAAGAGUCCUGCACAAUAAUCGACCUGCCAGAAGUCUGUGAAGUCUGUGAUGGUGGAUUCCAGUGGCAUAACGGCUCUGUCUUGUUUCAUGUUUUCCUUUUAGUUUUUUUAUUGCCUACUUAAUAUUCAGAUAAACCAUGUUGAACACCAGGCAAAAUGUACAUGCCAUUUAUCCCUAAUUAAUAAAUAUAAAUUAACACAUUAACAUGGUGACCCUACAUUUAAUACCUAAUUCUUUUUAGUUUAAUUCAUACUUCUAGUAUAUUAAUAGUACUUGAUGUCUGUUUUUCUCUAAAACAAGCUGAAACAUGGGCUCAUCUGAUCGGUUCAUCUGAGAUUAGAUGAGCCUGAGCCUAGAGAACUCAGUGGCAUUUCUGCAUAAAUUGAUGUAUGGGUUUGUCUUUGAGUAAUAGAAAUUCGAGUUGCAUUUCUUGAUAAAUGUGCAGACUGUGUUGACAAUGGCUUUCCGAAGAACUCCCAAGCCCAUGUGGCUAAAUUUAUUACAGUAGCAUGACAGUUUGCCAUCUGAGGGCUUAAAGGUCAUGCACAAUCACUACAUAACCACAACCCUGGUUUUCUUCGAAUUCCAUAAAUCUGUUUACAAUAUUAUGUAUGGUAGAUUGUAAAAAGCCUUAUCUGUAUUCCUGCAUUAAAAAUUGCAAAUUGAUUCAAAA